Drosophila hydei is the source of this 585-nucleotide messenger RNA. It is a transcript of the gene Dsk, whose product is annotated as drosulfakinins. The transcript has a single exon. The coding region runs from base 18 to 452 and encodes 144 amino acids. The record is from RefSeq and is a predicted model, not a curated record. Lineage: Eukaryota; Metazoa; Arthropoda; Insecta; Diptera; Drosophilidae.
GGCAAGACAAAGUAAAGAUGUUGCCUUACAAGAGUCCCAGGCGCUGUUCGGGUGCGCUCAUCCUGAUUGUGCUCACAGUGUACUUGCUACUGAUCCUGCCAUCUCCCUCGCACGCUGAGAGCCUGGACACUCUUAAGGAGGAGCAGCAAAGGCGCAAUACGGAACCCAAAUUAGAGUCGGACAGUGACGCGCUCAACGCCAAUGGAGCUGGUGCUAGCAGUUCCCGUGCACAUAUUGGCUACAGCAACAGGCGCAACCAACGAUCCGUUGGCUAUGGGCCUAGGUUUUUUCCCAUUUCUCGAUCAAAAAUUCCUAUCGAACUGGAGCUGCUAGUGAACAACGAAGAGGCUGAACGCCCAAAGAGAUUCGACGACUACGGCCACAUGAGGUUUGGGAAACGGGGUAACGAUGACCAGUUUGAUGACUACGGCCACAUGCGUUUCGGACGAUAAAAAUGAUGCGAGGAUGCGGGGAUGUGGGAGUGAUAAGCUUUUGUAAAUAGUACAAACUUAUGCAUACUUAAUGUUUACAUAACCAUGACUUAAACCAAAUUGAACUGAAUAAAAAGAUUCUGCAUUCCAUAAA